Molecule: messenger RNA, 5736 nt
Organism: Cyprinodon variegatus (sheepshead minnow)
Lineage: Eukaryota; Metazoa; Chordata; Actinopteri; Cyprinodontiformes; Cyprinodontidae
Gene: palm1b
Product: paralemmin-1-like
Exons: 6
Coding region: 301-972 (223 amino acids)
Biological process (GO): regulation of cell shape
Cellular component (GO): membrane
Source: RefSeq, a predicted model, not a curated record
CUUUUCGGCUGAAACUAAACCUCAACCUGCUCCAGACGACGCCCUAUAGCCCAUGAGAUUCCCGAGUUCUCCGCGCGCCCGUUUCGCACAAGCCGAAGCCGUCGGGUUCUCAUUAUAACGUGAGGCUGCGCGCGAGAGCUGGCAGCCGCGUCACCUCCACCAUAUCAGAAAAAAAAAAAAGAAAAAUAAAGGAGGAGGAGGAGAGAGGAGGGGGUGUUUGGGGGCUUUCUAGAAAUUAAUAAAUAUUAAAACACCUAGUUUGGAAGACUUCUGUGGGAAGAAAGGGGACCUGCAUCUGAGAUGGCUGAGGUGUCACAAGAGGAGAGACUCCAGGCCAUCGCUGAAAAAAGGAAGAAGCAGACAGAGAUUGAAAACAAGAGAAGGCAGCUUGAUGAUGAUCGACGGCAACUUCAGCAUCUUAAGUCAAAGUCAUUGAGGGAGCGCUGGUUGUUAGAUGGAGCUCCAGCAGAAGAGGAGACACAGAGGCGUCUGCAGGAGGAUGAGAUGAAGACCAAGCUUCUGGAGCAGGUCAUCCUUAGGCUGGAGCAAGAAAUCGAAGAAUUGGAGACUGGUGUCCCAGCUAAUAAAGGUGUGGCCAAAGAAAAUGGUGAGAAUGGAGUAGUGCAGACCUCUGGCCAGACCCCGAAAAGAGAGGUGACAGGGGUGGAAGCCAAGCUUCUGGGCCCCAGUCCUGACCAAGCCAGUGAGAACAACCCAGUCACUCUGGUGUUCAUGGGCUACAAGACUGUCGAAGACGAGAAGGAGAUGCACACGGGCAUGGAGGGCGUGGACGGCAACGUGAAGGCUGAGUUCGUAGUGAUUGAUGAUGGCGAGGGGAAGGCGGCGGAUGCAGCCACGGAGGAGCAGGCACCGCCUAACGGCAGCAUGGCGGAGAAAGAGAAGGCCAGCGGAGAGGAGGGAGAAAAGGAGAAGGAGAAGAAACAGACCUGCAAGUGCUGCACUGUCAUGUGAGAUAUGUGUGCCUGUUUAUCGGUGUGUGUGUGUGUGUGUGGGUGUGUGUGACUGAAUGCGUAUGGGUGAGUACACACCUGCACCCGUGCAGAGCUGUGGGCCAUUGCAUGAGUCCCUAUUUGCAAUCGUAUGUAGCUUUUGUGUUUGUGUGAAAGUGUGUGUCAGGACUGAUUUACAGCUACACAGUCAAUAUCCCAACAAUGAGAGCCGAAACGAGCUCCAGCUCCAAGAACCACAAAGACUCAUAAGUACACUUACUCUAUAUACUUUCUCUGUAUUUUGACUUUUGAUUUCUAUUGAUAUUUUUCUAUUUUUCUGUCUUGACCUUUCUAUCGUAGCCUACUUGUGUGUUUAUCCUUAUUAUGAGACUGUGUACCGUAUGUUCAUUGUUCUUAUUGUUUAAAAAAAGAAAAUGUAUGAGCUCUCUGGAUUGUACUGCAGCCAAACUGGAAACAUUUCUGGAAAAACAAAAUCCAAAACAACAAACUAUGAAGGACACAGAUACUUAAAUAUAUAUAUAUGUCUCUGUGUAGGCCUACCAACUAUUUAUCAGUCAAUUUCAUAUUGCAAUAUUGUCUAAGAUAUUAUUUUGAAUAGUAUUUUAAUAUAUUGAUAUGAAAUUAUGUUUUAUACAAUGUAUUUAUUGCUUUGGUUCUAUGUGUCACCCCCCCUCCCCAACAUCACCUGCAUGUUAGGCUAGUAAGUGCCACCAGAUUAACACUCUUUAACAAGUGUCUGUGCUUUCUUAGACUCAUAAGUGCUCAUAUCUUUAGUCACACACAUUUUUCUGUCGCUUAUGGUUAAUUAUACAUGCAGUGUUCAAGUAAUGCAUCAUGCUUAAGAAGAAACAUGGCGAAGACGCCCAUAGAGUCAUGUUACAGGUCACUUUAUUUUAAUACUGGAUAUAGCGUGCGGCACAUGUACAUGGGGAUCACUGCUUUUACAACAGAUUAGAUUAUUUGCACCAUAACACAGUCUUUCCAAAGGUGUAUAGUUGGGGCCACGUGAAUUGGAAGCCCUCAUAAUAAUAAAUUUGGCUUUUAGUGCAUUAGCAUUAUCUCACCCUGAGAUUUCUAAAGCAAGAAUCAAUGUGGGUAAAAGUAUUCAGUGUGGCAAAUGAUUGUAUUUAAAGCAGUUAUUUGCCACCAGGACACCAAUCUGCUGAAGCAUUUCACAAGGUUGCAACAGCAAUGAGGGAGAGGGACCCGGAGCCACUCGAUCAGGGGUGCCUUGUGCAGCCUAUGGGUCAUUUGGAACCCUUGAAAUGAUUUCGUGGGGCACCUCGGAUCAAUUUGACAUUGAUACAGAUUUACCAAAUCUCCACAGAGGUUUGAUGCAGAUGGACCGUGUUGCCUUUUAUUUUCUAGAUUGAUCAAGUUGUUCGGGUUUCGUUUUAAUGUUGCAAUUAAUCAGACUACAAACAAGCAACGAUUUUACUCAGAAGCAAACUUUGGUGUACCCUCUCAUUUGAAAUAGAGGCCCCUGCUGAGAAUACAUUAAAAUUUGGAGUAUUUUUAGUGUCUUUUUAUUUUACUCAGGCAAAUAUGUGGAUCCCUUUGAUGGGUCACAUCUGCUAUGAUUUACAUAUUUAUUUUCUACCUGACUCCUUUAAAGCUCCAAUAAUUUUUUUUUUUUUUUUAGGCGGUUAAAAAAAAAAACACUCACAUUUAAAGUAGGUUUACAAGUUUAUAUUUGUAGCCUAAAUAGACUCUAAAGUUCAAUAAUUUGCCUUCAUGAUAUAAAAAAAAAAGAUAGAACAGCACUGCUCUAGAUCAUCCAGGGUCCUGCGUCUCUACAUUUACCUCAUCUGUUUUCCACAGACAGUGUGAUGUCUAAAUGAGCCAUUUUUGUGUUUUUUUUUUUUUUUUUUUUUUUUUGUCUUUAUCAUUUUAAAAGAUCAUUGAUGACCAUUUUUUAUUUGCCUAGUGGAGUGCAGCAAAUUUGUACUGAAACCAUUUUGGAAUUUUUUGCUGCAAGAAGGUUCCCAUGGUUUCCUGAGGACAUUCCCCUCAGCAUUAUUGAUUCUCCACCAUACUUGACAGUGGGCAUGACGUGUGUUUCCACACAUUUUCUAAACCAAACCCCCCCGGAGCCUUUGUUGCUAAGAAUUGGUUUCUAAUCUCAGUAGAAUUCAGCUGAUCCAUGUCUACAUUUGUGAUCUUGGGACAGAAACUUUUUUUUUUCCAGCAUAGAAGCAGUUGUUUUUAGAAACACUUGGUGGCCCUGAUAUAUUUUCCUAUCUUUUCCUUACCCCCAUGCUCAUUGUGUCUGGUGGCAAGACACAUAUAGGUCCUCAUCCAGCCAAGUAAACGGGUCUGUGUGUCACACCACAUUUAUACUCUUGGGAAACAGAAAAUGACUAACUAGAUGUUUCCUAGGAGCUAAAACCUAAACAGGUAAAAUAUGAUUAAAAGAUACUUUAAUUAUAUUUGUUCUAAAUGAAUUGUAAAUGGGUACCAUUAACUCUUUUGUUAUUAACUUUGCUUUAAACCACAAUUUCUUGAAUUAUAUUCCAGCAUUAUGUGAGAUUAUGCCACUGCAAUAAAAGAUAGAUUUAUUUGCUGGGUGUACCAAUAAAUGUGUCCUGCACUGUAGGUACUGUAACUCUGUUUUCUUGUCAAUGUAGAUUUAAAUAAGGUAGCACUGCAUGAAGCCUUGCAGCUUUGUUAAUAUCACCAUUUGUUAGGUUUUGGUUAUACGCUGUCAUUGUUCACAUGAAUGUAAAUCCAGGGCUUAAAUGGGGAUUUUGUUCACCUUGAUGAGACAAGUAAAAGCUAUUUAACCCUCGUUACAGAAAAAAAGGAAAAAAUCUUUUUGGUAUUGUAUGAACCAAAUUAAUCUUAAAUAUACUGUAAGUUCCCUGUGUGUUUUCCAGGUAUUGAUACUUUUUUUCUCCUAUUUUAAUCCCUGACUUCUUUUGAAAAUUCUGCAAUCUCACCUAAAAAAAUAAAUCCUAACCUUUUCUUAGCUCAAAUAAUGAUAAUCUUUGAUCUGCCUUAAAACUCAGUUUAGUGAAUGAGGUUGUCUUUUACUUGUAUAGAUAGUUCUUGCUCUUGAAUAAAAGUCAGCCUGGCAGUUUCUAGCUGUGGAUCUUAAAGCCCAAAAGGCCUGCUCCUUGUCCUGACCCUCGUUUGUUUAGCUGACACACGACAUUAUGGAUGGUCUGAGUCAGUGAUGCUACACAAACAGUCUUCUUCUCACCCACAUCUUUUAUACCCCAGCAGUAUUUUUCUUUCAUCUUCUCUGUAAAACAGUAACUGCAAUACUCUAUAUGCUUGGAUACCUGCUACUCCAGAAAAGGAAAAAAAAAAACAACCUCUGAAGCUGGUGCUAUACUGCAAACUCAUCAACAUCCAACUUUUGUUCAACCUGUGUCCUCUUUCUUACUCAAAAAGCUAAGUGGGCAGAUUCAACUGCCCUCCUGAGAAUCUUCUGCUACCUUCAGUGCCAGAUGCAAGUCCUGCCUGCAUUUUUCCACCAGUGAUCCCUUCUUACAUUCCAAAGGGAGGUCAGCAGGUCUGGACAGUUACAGUCUAUGCGUUCCAAAUGUAAACUUCCACUGCAAUUGUACAACAGCAUUUCAUAUAUGAUUAUAUACUUUGUUUGGUUUUUUGUUUUUUAGGCCUCUUUGCAAGGCCUGUUUAUUGCAUUUGAUGUUUGUAUUCAAAAAAAAAAAAAAAACAUAAAGAAAGCUACAUCUUUGUAUUGUUGGUGCCUUGUCGGGCUUGUUUGGCUGGACUUUUUUAGACAGGUUUUUCUUGCUCUGCUUCAUGUGACCAACAACCCAUGUGAAACACUGCCUUCUACUCUGCAGGAGAAUUCCCCAAGAUUACAGUUCCUUGCAUAAGUAUUGAGAUUUUCCACAUUUGUCAUGUUACAACAACAAAAUUCAAGGUAUUCUAUAUGAUAUAUAGAAUACUAUGGUUACGGACAAAGUAGUGCAUAACUGAGUUCAAAAGAAAGAUUUUUCUAAAUCUAGCUUCUAGUACAAAUACAACUACAUGCUUUUUUUUUUUUUUUUUUCAAAAAUAUAGCCUGGAAUCUUUGCCUAUUUUCAAAAUAGCUCAAGCUCAGUCAGAUUUGAUCUAGAACAUCUGGAAUCAUAUUUAUUUAGGAUGUAACACCCUUUUUAAGAAUGUAUUGAGGUCUGAACUUUAAAUUGUUCUUUCUAACACAUGAAUGUGCUUCAAUUUAAAUCAGUGGAUUUUCCUUAAACCCAUUCUAUUUAUAUGUAGGACAAAAAAGUUCUGGUUAUUUAAGUAAAAUAUUCUCCAAGUCUGUUCUGUAUCCUACAUGACUUUAAGCAGGACUUCUUACUUUUUUCUUUUUCAUCCCUUAUAUGUGGGAUGAACAACUAAUGGUUUUAUGAUCACUAAUGGGCCUCUUGGCUGCAUCUGAUUAUUGAUUUUUCUGCCCUCUCAUUGUAGGUGGAUGGCUAUUUCUUGGUAGGUUUGAAUGAACUCUUUAUGAUACAGCUCUGCUCCUUAAUCCUAAUAUUUUCGUUUGAUUAAAAACAUUCUCUAGUAAACCUCUGAGGCCUUUACAGGACAACUGCAUCCAAAAUGAGAUUACAUUGCAUGAAAACUGGCAGGAAGUUAAUUGCACUAGAUUGUAUUCAGGGGGAUCAUUGUAAAUGUCGCUGAAUAAAUAUGCAAACCAAAUAUUUGAUAUACAAAAUAUGAAUUCAUCCAAACUGGAAUUCAAAGUGUUGUAUACGUUACCCAUAUAAAAUUCAAUGAACUGUGUGGUUAUAACAUGACAAAA